Molecule: messenger RNA, 1971 nt
Organism: Cinclus cinclus
Lineage: Eukaryota; Metazoa; Chordata; Aves; Passeriformes; Cinclidae
Gene: ASB18
Product: ankyrin repeat and SOCS box containing 18
Exons: 5
Coding region: 589-1971 (460 amino acids)
Biological process (GO): intracellular signal transduction
Cellular component (GO): nucleus; cytoplasm
Molecular function (GO): protein binding
Source: RefSeq, a predicted model, not a curated record
AGUGGGAACAGGGAAAGCUCUGCUGGUAUCCCAUGGCAGAAGUCUGGAUGCUUUCUCUCUCCUAUACUGUCUGGGGGAGCAGCUCCCCCUGCCAAAGCCCCAGGAGGAUUUGUACCUCCCUGGCCUUUGCACCCCUGCAGGAACAUCUCAACACUCCAGGCUUCGCCAGGAACACAUAGCCCAGAUUUUUCCAAAGAGCAACCACAAAACUGGAAUCUCAUAUGAGCACCACCAUGAAAGAAAGAAAAUAGAGGGGGUGGGGAAGAAACCUCCCAGAGCUCAGAGGACACAGAUGAGGUUACUGGGGAUGAACAGGCAGCAGUUGACUAAAUUUCCCUUUUUUUUUUUUUUUUUUUUCAGUUUCCUAAACACUACUCACUGUUUUCCUCCCAGCCUAAACACCCCUGUCCCAAGCUGGAGCCUCCAAGUAGUUCAGCAAUUUAAUCCAAGAGGUGCUGCUGCAGCAUGGCCUGGUGACUGCCUGACCCUCACUGUACCCUUUGUCCAUCGUGCUCCAACCCCUCUGGAGUUAUAAAUAUUCCACAACAGAGCCUGGACUGGAUUAUAAUUAGACAAUGAGCCAAGAGGAUGGAAACAAUGAACUAUAAAAGCCUGGCUAUCCCCCCAACCAGGACCUGCACACUGGGCAGCACUGGAAUGAACAAGUCACCAGGAGCUGUGACAGGAAAGCUGAGGAUUUCCUCCAGAUUGGAUCCGGAGCAUCCCUUAGCAGCUCCACCUCGUGCUCCCAUCGCCAGGUUUUACACAGCCCUGAUCACGGGAGACCUGAGGACCCUCCAGGUCCUGACUGAGCGAUACCACCAAGAUGUCAACCUGGUCUUUGAGAUCAGUAAGAACGAGCUGGAGUGGCAGGUGAAAAGCCAAGCCUCUUAUGGACUCUCAGGGCUGUGGGCUCUGGAGGAGAGGCGGGAGCUGAGCACCCCUCUGUGCCUCGCCGCCCGCCACGGCCACCCCGACCUCCUGCGGCACCUCCUGCGCCGUGGGGCCAACCCCAACCUGGCCCCGGGGGGACAGGGACCCCUGCACGAGGCCUGCCUGGGGGGACACAGCGACUGCGUGGAGCUGCUGCUGGAGUACAAAGCCAACCCCAACCUGCAGAGCGACGAGGGGACGGCCCCGCUGCACCUCUGCACCAGCCAGGACUCCCUGCGGUGUGCCAAGCUCCUGCUGAGACACGGGGCGGCCGUGGAGCUGCCGAGCGAGGCGGGAGGGGACACAGCCCUGCACGUGGCCGCCAGGCACCGUCUGUGCCACCACGCCCGCCUCUACCUGCGGCGCCGGGCGCGCGUCGACGCCCGCAACGCGCGGGAGGAGACGGCCCUGGGCAUCCUCUGCGGGCAUCCCCCGGGCGUGGGCGAAGACUCCCUGCAGCUUUUCCAGCUGCUGGCUGCCCACGGCGCCGACGUGGACGCCCGGGAUGAGAGCUGGAGGAGCCCCUUGCACCGGGCGUGCGGGGCGGCCAACGCCGAGCUGGCGCGGCUCCUGCUGCGGCGCGGCGCCGACGCCAACGCCAUCGACUACGACGGCGUGUCCCCGCUGGGCUGGGCCCUGCAAGGCGCUGCCUCCCGCGGGGAUCUGCGUCCCCACCUCACCGUCCAGCUGCUGCUCAACCACGGCUCGCACAAGAUAUGGCCCCCUGCCUUCGUCAAGGUGCUGAGAUCCUGCGCGGCCGUGCCGGAGGUCAUCGAGGUCCUCUUCAACUCCUACUCCCAAAUCCCAGUCUGCCAGGAGUGGGCCAAGGUUGUGCCAGAGGAGGUGUUCCAGCAGCACCAGCUUUUCUACGAGUCCCUUUUCGGGCUGGCAGGCACAGCCCGGUGCCUGCAGCACUGGUGCCGCUCCGCGCUCCGCACCAGUUUUGGGAGCCAGUGCCAUUCCCUCAUCCCUCUGCUGCCUGUGCCCAAGGCUCUGCGUGACUUCCUGCUGCUGGAGCCCCAAGGAGUCGUGAUGUGA